CAACCAUCUCCAACGGCCUUCGAAGUAAACAAAGAACGGUAGACGCCAUCUGAUUGGCUGGGGGCGGAUGGUGAAGAACAAGCGGGUCAGCCAUCGCGAACUCACGUGACCAUGCUCUUAAGGACAGAGCUGCCUCGGCCCGUCCUGGCCAGCGGCCGAAUUCUCCACAAUUACCGAGCGCAUGCAGCACAUGUCCGUCUCGUCCCAGCUGUCGAAGCUUCCUCGCCUUCUUCUUUUACAAUUCCCAUCGACAGAUUUCCUUCAUCAGCAGAAUUAUACCCGCUAAGCACAUCGCCCACAAUGGCGAUUCGCGAGGAACUCGUUGCUUCGGCGCCAGCAGUCUUGCAGGACCCUAGCGUCGCAUCCUCAUCUGUCGAAAAUAGAAUAACAUUUCUUCGCUCCAAGAACCUGACCCAAGAGGAAAUCGACGUCGCCAUGUCCCGUACUGGCGCUGGCCCUCCUCCGCCACCUCCGGGCGCUUCGCCCUAUGCCAAUGCCGUUGGCCCAGCCCAACCGUACUACCAGCCCUACUCACAGUAUGCAUGGCAGCCUCCUCCUCAGAUUCCUCGUCGUGACUGGCGCGAUUGGUUCAUCAUGGCAACUGUCGUGAGCGGCGUCUCAUACGGCCUCUACUCUCUCGGCAAGCGCUACGUCUACCCUCUUGUGGCACCCCCGACGCCGGAGAAGCUCGAGCAGGAUAAGCAGCACAUUAGCGACCAAUUCGACCGCGCCUUUAAUCUAGUAGAGCAACUUGCUAAGGAUACCGAGGACCUCAAGAAGACCGAGCAGCUACGAUCGGAGAAACUCGACACGGCCCUGACUGAAUUAGAGACCGUCAUGGCUGAGUUGAAGACAGCCAACCGACGCCGUGAUGAUGACGCGCUGCGCAUUCGCGACGAGAUCCAAGCCUUGAAGGAUGCUAUUCCCAAGGCCAUGGAGGGCCAGAAGAAGGCUACUGACAACCGUCUGUACGAAAUCAACACCGAGUUGACUAGCCUUAAGACCAUUAUUUCGCAGCGCAUGGCUACGGCUUCCAAGAUUGCCACCACAACCCCUGCCUCUCCAGCUGCUCCCGCAUCUCCCGCCGUGCCGUCUCCCAAGGUGGAAGACGCACCAGAAACCCCAGAGCCUGCUGCAGCCAGCACCUCAUCCGAGCCGCCUAAGACGCUUGCCCAGGGUGCCUACAACAAGACUACACGCCUGUCUGGCUCCUCGGGCAAGCCCUCGAUUCCCGCCUGGCAGGUCGCCAUGGCCAACAAGAACAACGCUACCGCAGAGGGUUCAUCCAGCAGCUCAUAACCGAUCUCGGGGCGUAAUGAACAAUAUUAAAAUAUCCUGACAUUUUUCUUGAUUAUUUUCAAUGCUGGUGUAGAGAAAGUGGUACUCGGCUCUGUUGGGACGCAUUGCAUUUUUCUACUGUAUACUAGGGUUAGCUUAUGGCGAAUGCAUCAUCUGUUUAUUUGAAAGCCAGUGUUUGUCUCAGGUAUUUUAAAAAAAAAAGAUUCCAUGUGCAGUGAUAUACCCAUUUUGAGAAGGCUGUUUGCGCCCAGUUAGCGCUGUAUGGCUACGACGUCAUGG
Molecule: messenger RNA, 1578 nt
Organism: [Torrubiella] hemipterigena
Lineage: Eukaryota; Fungi; Ascomycota; Sordariomycetes; Hypocreales; Clavicipitaceae
Source: the annotation of a GenBank genome assembly